CGAUGUUGUCCACUAGGUGGCAGCAGUCAAAUGAUGCCACUGCGCAUGCCCGACUGCGGUUAUUGAACAAACAUGGCGGCACCCUGCGUGACAGCAUUGAGGACAGCACUGAAAGGUGUGCUCCUCAUGCAGAUGAGCCAAACCCCGACAGUGUGUCAGUGUUUACGGCUUCAUGCUGCUCGGUGUCGGCCUCUACAUGUCUCCCCUGCAGCCGCCCUGUGCAGCUCCAGAGUAGAGCCGCAGAGAAGCAGCCAGACACACAGCAAAGAUGACAGAAGAGCAGGACAGGAAGAGGACGAAUCCGAGGGUCCUGAAUACAUCCCCAAGAGAAAGGCGAAGAACCCCAUGAUGUCAAUUGGCUAUGCCUGGAUGAUUGGCCUGCCCACAGGAAUCAUCGGCUUCCUCCUGGCCAAGAGAGAAGUGGACAAGAACCGACUGAAGCAGCUGAAGGUUCGACAGAGGAUGAAGAAGUCAAACGAGGGCAAAUAUGAAGGGAGUCGGUACCGCAGUCCUGCAGAGGAUUAAACUGGACCAAUAAUGUUCAUGUGUGGCUGCUGCGAUUAGCUCCAUGUUCUGAACGUCACUACCAAAGACUGAUUACAGAAGAGACAUCAACCUCAUGAGCCUAAGAACAGACAUUCAAAAGUGGGUAACUAUUUUUUUCUAUAGGCAGAUGCUGGAAAUGUGAGAAUGUCGUUGAGCAUCUAAUCAGGCCUUUGUUUUUUUUGUGUUGCAGAUUUGUUUUUUCUUGCUCACAAAUAUGGGUCAUACUGUUCUGGAGAUUGAUCAUUAGCCAUGAUGCUGAUGUUCUGUAAAUAUGAUCGAGGAAAUAAAUGUAUAUUUAAUAUGUAAACAAGAAUCAUCACUGGUACAUCUGCAUGUGAACCACAUCAAAACUCACAAAUACAAAUGUUUAUUUGAUAUGAAAAGGCAGG
Molecule: messenger RNA, 935 nt
Organism: Micropterus dolomieu (smallmouth bass)
Lineage: Eukaryota; Metazoa; Chordata; Actinopteri; Centrarchiformes; Centrarchidae
Product: DUF4748 domain-containing protein
Exons: 3
Coding region: 73-525 (150 amino acids)
Source: RefSeq, a predicted model, not a curated record